AAGCACAUAAACUGGUUCUAUGGUUUGAGGAAACGUACAUACUUGGUGAAAUCAGGCAAGAAACAAGAGGUGGCCGUGAAAUUCAUAGUUCACCUCUUUUCCUACCUAAAUUAUGGUCAGUACAUGAUUCAGUUGAUUUAGGCAUUCCGAGAACCCAAAAUGCUAUUGAAGGAUAG
This is a messenger RNA of Dentiscutata heterogama, 176 nucleotides long. The record is from the annotation of a GenBank genome assembly. Lineage: Eukaryota; Fungi; Glomeromycota; Glomeromycetes; Diversisporales; Gigasporaceae.